Helicoverpa zea (corn earworm) is the source of this 318-nucleotide messenger RNA. Its product is annotated as insulin-like growth factor 2 mRNA-binding protein 2. The transcript has 3 exons. Bases 1 to 318 code for a protein of 105 amino acids. The record is from RefSeq and is a predicted model, not a curated record. Gene Ontology annotation, cellular component: cytoplasm; nucleus; ribonucleoprotein complex. NCBI's taxonomy places the organism in Eukaryota, Metazoa, Arthropoda, Insecta, Lepidoptera, Noctuidae. Gene Ontology annotation, molecular function: mRNA binding.
AUGAACAAAUUGUACAUAGGCAACUUACCAAUAGAAGCCGACGAAGCAGCAGUGCGACAGCUAUUUGCUGAACAAAAUCUGACCGUUGCUGAGAUUUCAGUAAAGAGAGGUGGUUACGCUUUCGUCGAUUUUCCUGAUCAAUCAGCUGCUGAUCGGGCCAUAGACAAACUACAUGGUUACUCAUAUUGUGGACUGCCUCUGAUUGUCGAGCCUUCGGUUGCUAAUAAGAAAAUGGUGAACGUAUCUAAUCUGCAGAGCGCGAGCACCACCCAACUGAAGGACACCAAUAAUGAGACUAUCCCUGGAGGUUGGAGGUAA